Nilaparvata lugens (brown planthopper) is the source of this 1231-nucleotide messenger RNA. RefSeq lists its product as uncharacterized. The transcript has 2 exons. Gene Ontology annotation, biological process: regulation of transcription by RNA polymerase II. Gene Ontology annotation, cellular component: nucleus; transcription regulator complex. NCBI's taxonomy places the organism in Eukaryota, Metazoa, Arthropoda, Insecta, Hemiptera, Delphacidae. The record is from RefSeq and is a predicted model, not a curated record. The coding region runs from base 20 to 922 and encodes 300 amino acids.
UGACGCCAGUCGUUGCGUGAUGGAAGAAGCGUUCGAGUUCGACGCGAAACUUUUGAUAAGGGCCGUCUCCAGUCGACCCACUCUCUGGGACAGGAGACUCGAGAGCUACAAGGACCGAACUGAGGUCGUCAAGUGUUGGGAGGAAGUCUGCAGGCUGGUCAAUGAAGACUAUGAAGCUUUACCACCUGAAAAGAGGAGACCGUUUCAAAAAGACGUUAUAAACAGGUGGAAAUCCUUCAGGUCUGGCUACAGGAAAUCCCUUGUAAGGUUGAAGAGACUUCGGAAAUUGGGAGUCCCUGAAAAGAAAAUGAAAAAGUAUAAUUACCACAAAGAAAUGGAAUUUAUGCGGAAAGUUUUUGAGAAUUCCGGGGAGACUGAAGACACUAAUAAAAGCGAAGAUAGCUCAGAGGAUUGUGUUGAAAUUAAAACUCAGGAUCCAUUGCACUGUGAUCUACCUACUACUUCCCACAAAACUCGGGCAUUCAAAACGAGAAUUCCCAAUGUGAAACACAAGCAUAAUGAAUUUCCCAAUGUGAACCACAAACCUGCUGAAUUUCCCAAUGAGAACCACACGCCUGGAGAAUUUCCCAAUGUGAACCACAAACCUGCUGAAUUUCCCAAUGUGAACCACACGCCUGGAGAAUUUCCCAAUGAGAACCACACGCCUGGAGAAUUUCCCAAUGUGAACCACAAGCCUGGAGAAUUUCCCAAUGAGAACCACACGCCUGUCAGAUUUGAAGUGAGAAUGCCGGAGACGGUAGAAGAAGUCCCAAACAGACACAUGGCUUUCAUGCAAGGACUGGUGCCAACACUGGACAAUUUCACUGAUGACGAAGUCCUGGACUUCCAAGCUGGGGCACUGGCCUUGAUUCAAAACAUAAAGCGUGCUCGGAGAAUAUUAGACCAUAGGACCAUAAAAUAAGCUCCAUAAUAAGCUGAACAACACCAGGCUCCUUGGAAUAUUGAAGCACUCCUCAGCAAACCCAAAAGCAUCAUUCACUGCUCCUCAGUAUUCCCAGGAAGUCUGUUAGGCUCAAUACUUCAGUGACAUCCCUGAUGACAUAACACCGUCUCCAUCUUCCUCACCAUUCCAGAACAAUGAAUAAUUUGGCUCAGCUCGAAAUUAUGAUGACUAAUGUAAAAUCUUUCAAUAAAUACGUAUUUUUUUUACUUCAUUUCAAGCGUUUACUAUGUUGUAUCUCUAUAUUUCAAUAAAAUGUUGAAUAUUUAA